Molecule: messenger RNA, 618 nt
Organism: Eubalaena glacialis (North Atlantic right whale)
Lineage: Eukaryota; Metazoa; Chordata; Mammalia; Artiodactyla; Balaenidae
Exons: 2
Coding region: 1-618 (205 amino acids)
Source: RefSeq, a predicted model, not a curated record
AUGGGCUGCUGCCUCCUCCCCUGCCUGGGCUCCUGGACGGGGCAGCUCUCCCCUGCACCGCGGGUCGCUCCCGGUGUGUGGAGAAGAGCAGAGAGCAGACCCGAGGCAACCCGGACGGAGGACACAUUUCCAGGGCCUCCCCGUGCACCUCCGAGCCCUCGGGGACGGCGCAGCCCUAGUACCUCCCCGUGGACCCCGGUGACCCCCGUGGACGCGCAGCCCGGGGCCUCCCCGUGGACCCCGGAGCCCCUUGCGGACGGUGCAGCCCUGGUGCCUCUCCGUGGACCCCCCAAGCCCCUCGCAAACAAACACCCGUGUCUCCCCGGAGCGUCCGCCGGUGCGCCCCGCGUCGGGAGUCACAUUCCCACGCCCCGCCGGGCGGAAGCUCUCCACCCGGCCCUCGCGCCGCCCCAACCCGGCCCCAGCCUACCCGGCCCUCAGCUAGCUCGGCUGCUGGCCCGGCUACAGGCCCGCAGCGCUGGCGUCUGCUCGGCACGGGCCCCGCACACGCACCAUCCGGGCCUCCGCCGCCUCACACACGUGUCACGGCGACGCUUAAAGGAGCCGCGCCACUUUACGCGCCCGAUACGUCACCUCCCCAUCCCGCGGCCCCGCUAG